Salvelinus sp. IW2-2015 is the source of this 661-nucleotide messenger RNA. The record is from RefSeq and is a predicted model, not a curated record. Lineage: Eukaryota; Metazoa; Chordata; Actinopteri; Salmoniformes; Salmonidae.
UCCUUUUAUUCCAUUCCAGCCAUUACAAUGAGCCUGUCAUCCUAUAGCUCCUCCCACCAGCUGCCACUUGUAUCAAAGUAACUUUUUUAUUGAGACAAAUAUAUUAUUUAUUUUACAAACAUUACAUAUUUAUAAUAUCUACACUGACUUCACCUCUUAACACAUUACGAAUUUGUUUGUUUCCAUCAAAUUCAGAUUGAAGCUUAUGCACUAAGCAGGUCCCAUUGGUGACGUUUAGUGUCCAUUAGGCACUUAGUGUGUCACACCUGGGGAAAAGGGAUUAUAAUCCUAAUGACACAGACUGUUCCAUUUCUAACGACCCUUAUAAAAAGGACCCAUGAUUAUUCCCACCACACUGUAAGAAGGAAUAGACAGAACGGAGACACUUCCAUGGAUCUUAGCAGCAAAACGGUUGUGCAGGUGGUGAUGUUGGCGUUGAUAGCUCAGGUCACUUUAUCUCAGCAUUGGUCGUAUGGGUGGCUACCUGGAGGAAAGAGAAGUGUUGCGGAGCUGGAGGCCACCAUCAGGAUGAUGGACACAGGUGGUGCAAUGGCUCUUCCUGAGGAGACAGGUGCCCAUGUCCCAGAGAGACUGAGACCAUAUGAUGUAAUGUCGAAGAAACGGAUGCCACAUAAAUAAAGAACUGUGAGACAAUUCUUCA